AUGUUUUCCUACGUAUGCUAUUGUUAUUAUAGGGUUAAUAAGGAGGAUAGGGUGCUUCUAAGGCAUUAUGUUGUUAGGCCAGCCAAUUCUAGCUUUACCCCCAGUAGUACUCCCAUUAUGCUUUUUUCUGAUUGGAGAGACGACUUAACGUUCGAAGAUCUCAAUGGUCUAAGCUUGCAAAAUGAUCAGGAGGUUGCCGAAGAUAUAGUUUAUCUUGACGUUAUCCAGGAGACAGUUAAUGGAUGCAUGCACUAUCCUUUAAAUUGCCGCGUGAUUUGCCCCAAAUGCAAUAAAGAUUAUUCUUGCAGACUCUGUCAUAACGACGAUUUUGAAUCCCAGUGUGACGAGCUGGAUCGCUUUGCCAUCACCUCGAUGCGCUGCUUGCUCUGUGAUAAAGUGGGCCCAAUCGGACUUCGUUGCACGCAUUGCAAAGGGGAAGUUGCAAAGAGUUUCUGUCCAAAGUGUAACUAUAUCAGCCUGAUAUCCCCUGAGGUUAAGCCUUUUUUCCACUGUGAAUCAUGUACGUUCUGUCGUGUGGGAAAGCAAGGGGAGCACAAGCACUGUGAUAUCUGCAGGCAAUGCUACAAGAAGCAGUUCUUUGAUACGCACAAGUGUGACGCCACCGAUUAUGUUUGCUGUAUCUGUCAAGAGGAGUUGAAAACAAGCAUAUACGAUCACACCGAGAUUGGCUGCGAAAACAGACAUUAUAUCCAUAUAAAAUGCCUUAACUCUCUGAUAAGGGCCGGUAACUAUACGUGCCCUCUGUGUCGGAAGCUGUUUCUCAAGGGAAAAUCGCUUGAAGAAGUAACCAGCCAGUGCUCCAUAUUUUUCAUGUUAUGCUUGCUUAUACGAGGAUAUGUAACACCAAUAUCAGUCGCUGCCACUGAUCCAUCUGCGUUAGAAACAGUUGAUACCUCAAAGGCUUCCUCCUCAUCAGACCAGUCUGAAGAAGAAGACGAAACAGAUAGCGAAUCCGUGCAUCAAGACCAGGAACAGAGCUCACAGGAAAAUAACGACACAACUGAGGAGCUCUUUUACAUUUCCAGGGAGCUUUCUAACAAAGUUGAGAAUCUGUUUACCAUGAAGACAGCAAUGUUCGUGCUUAACAUAGAUCUCUUCACAAGGACCGAGCGUGGAUGCGGAAGGUGUAGACAGUGUAGUAAGUGCUUUUGGUUUCCUAAUUUGAAUAUCUCGGACAUCCCUUGCGUGUACUGUGGUCUAUUCAACGUGGAUGUUAUCUCGCCCACAGAGGCGAGUUCUCUCCAAACUGAGAGUGACUUUUCUAGUACCUGGCAUGAGUAUAUCGAGGGCUAUCGGCUAAAUGUUGCAAAGCACACUGCGUACAUUCGUAACACCCUAGCAUAUUUGACUAACCAUUUUGCUCAGUUCUUACAGGCAGGCUAA
Molecule: messenger RNA, 1404 nt
Organism: Giardia duodenalis
Lineage: Eukaryota; Fornicata; Diplomonadida; Hexamitidae
Product: Zinc finger protein
Exons: 1
Coding region: 1-1404 (467 amino acids)
Biological process (GO): ubiquitin-dependent protein catabolic process; protein ubiquitination
Cellular component (GO): nucleus
Molecular function (GO): ubiquitin protein ligase activity; zinc ion binding
Source: RefSeq, a predicted model, not a curated record